UUUCAAUUCAAGUGACAAUGUAAUUUCGACUACCGAAACCUCAAUAAAACCAUCAGAGCCUACCCAACAAUCUCAGCAACGGCUUGAACCUACUUAUUCACAAGAAGCUCAAGAGUACGCAGCUGAGCAGCCCAUUUUAUAUGUAACACCACCAACAGGCGGAAAGAAUGAUGGAAGCAAUAGUGAAAUUAAUUCACCACAUACAGAGGCAGCCACUAUAAUGCACGCCAACAUUAAUCCCGUGUUCACGGUUGAUAAUGAGCAACAGCAAUCAGAUGCGUAUGACAUGCCUGCGGCUUCGACGCUAGCCGAGCCAUCGCCAGCUUUACAAGAAUAUGCCUCGACCGGACGCGCUAUCGACUACCAUCGGCCAGCAUAUAAUUUUAAUCAGCUUAUGACGCCUUUAAUCAAAAAUCCACCAUUACCAGCGCCAGCGGUACAUGAAAAGCCGGUUACAUCCAACAUAGGCAAAAUAAUCUACCCGCAGGCGUUUAACCAACGCAGACCACCAAACGAAGCGGAAAUUAAUAAACUCAGCGGUAAAGCUCAAUUUAGUGACCGUUUCACGCCCGGUGAAGCAGUCGCAUCUGGUCAAUUUGCCAAGCAUCGUCAACAUGCACACAAUCACGCACAUUCUUCCAAUGCUGGCAACAACAAAGUAGCAUCCGCAUCUCAAAUUGUGCAGCAAACCUACAAACCACCCCAAAAUAUCUACUCAUUUCCACCGAACAUAAAUUCACAUUAUUCAUCACCUUACCAAGACCCCAAAGCCACCUUACCAUCAAGCAAUGUAAAUAGUUACGCUGCAUCGCCAUCUGGACCGCUGCUGCCGAAUACCAAUUUUGCCACAGCUAGCAGUAAUGAUAACGGUUAUAAAUAUCCGGGACCUACAAAUCCCGACAAUCUACCGCCAGCAGGAAAAGAUGCCGAUGAUGCGAAAUCGCCAGCAACAAGCAAUGAUGCUGGCGCCGGUGAUGCCAACUCCGAUGACACAAUUGGCGUGCUACCGGCCAGCGCUAUGGAUGAUGGAGAUAAAGACAUGAAUGGUAAAGAUAAUACUGGCGGCCAUGAUAUGGAAGCAGAUGACCAUGACCAUGACCAAGAUCAUCCACCACCCGUUGAUGAUACUGAGUACCCCACACCACCACCAGGUUGGGUAGAACAACAGCCCGACGCAGCACCUAUUCAUUCAUAUCCACAUGAUUCAUAUAACGAUCAUUCUUAUGGUUUUCAUGAUCAUUUUCCAUCAUAUCCACAUUACUACCCGCAUUAUCCUGAAAGCAUUUAUGCUGACCAUCAUCAUCACCACGAUCAUCCAGCACCCACGCUACCACCAGUUACUACAGAAAUGCCACCACCCGAACCGCCACCAGAGCCACGUGUCAAGAAAUACAGUUACUUUUAUAUUGGUCGCAAAUUGUGGUACAUACCGCUAUAUUUCACGGUCUGGUUCAGUUUUUACGUACUCUGGCUUAUUCUCAAAUCGAUUGCAAGACAUAAGGUUAAUUUGCCGAAUCAUUAUGUCAGCAAGCGAAGUCUACCCGAUUUUGUUGCGACAGAGACCCGCGCAAAGGAAUAUAUUAAUGAACUGACGGUGUCUGUGCUGGAGAGAAUAGAAAAUUUCCAACGAAAUUAUUUAACAUGACUGAAAAUACAUGUAUGGAAAUCGACAAUAAAUAAAAAAUGCUGUAUAUUUGAUAAAUAAAAAA
This is a messenger RNA of Bactrocera oleae (olive fruit fly), 1709 nucleotides long. The record is from RefSeq and is a predicted model, not a curated record. NCBI's taxonomy places the organism in Eukaryota, Metazoa, Arthropoda, Insecta, Diptera, Tephritidae.